AUGAUUUCAAGAUUUAAUUCAUUCAAAAGGACUCAUAUUAUACUCCAGCAUUUGGGAAUGUCCAAACAUACAGAUGCAGCAGAAGAGGUUCUAUUGGAAAGAAAAGGUUGUGCAGGAGUGAUCACGCUAAACAGACCCAAGUUCUUAAAUGCACUGAAUUUGACUAUGAUUCAGAAGAUUUAUCCACAGUUAAAGAAGUGGGAACAAGAUCCUGAAACUUUCAUGAUCAUUAUAAAGGGAGUUGGAGGAAAAGCAUUCUGUGCUGGUGGUGAUAUCAGAGAGGUCUCAAAUGCUGGAAAGACAAAACAGAAGCUAGCUCAAGAUUUCUUCAGAGAAGAAUAUACAGUGAACAAUGCCAUUGAUUCCUGCCGUAAACCCUAUGUUGCACUUAUUCAUGGAAUUACAAUGGGUGGAGGAGUUGGUCUCUCAGUUCAUGGGCAAUUCCGAGUGGCUACCGAAAAGACUCUCUUUGCAAUGCCAGAAACAGCAAUUGGGCUAUUUCCCGAUGUAGGUGGAGGUUAUUUCUUGCCAAGACUUCAAGGAAAACUUGGUUACUUCCUUGCUUUAACAGGAUUCAGACUAAAAGGAAGAGAUGUGCUAAAAGCAGGAAUUGCUACACACUUUGUCGAUUCUGAAAAGUUGGACAUGCUAGAGGAAGAUUUGUUAGCCCUGAAAUCUCCUUCAGAAGAAAAGAUUGCAAAUGUUUUAGAAACUUACCAAGCAAAGUCCAAGAUUGAUCAAGACAAGCCUUUCAUACUGGAGGAACACAUGGAUAAAAUAAACAGUUGUUUUUCAGCCAAUACAGUGGAACAGAUUAUUGAGAAUUUACAGCAAGAUGGUUCAUCUUUUGCCCUAGAACAGCUAAAGAUAAUUAAUAAAAUGUCUCCAACAUCCUUAAAGAUCACGCUAAGACAACUCCUAGAGGGGUCUUCAAAGACAUUGCGGGAGGUAUUAACUAUGGAGUAUCGGAUGAGUCAAGCAUGUAUGGGAGGUCAUGAUUUUCAUGAAGGCGUUAGAGCAGUUUUAAUAGAUAAAGACCAGAGUCCGAAGUGGAAACCAGCUGAUCUAAAAGACGUUACUGAUGAAGAUGUGAAUACUCACUUUAAAUCUCUGGGAAGCAAUGAUUUGAAAUUUUGAGGUGACUGUCCUUUUAAGCUAUUAUUUUGUAGCAGGUGAUAGCAAACUAUGGCCUAUGGGCCAAAUCUGGCCUUACCCAUUUUUAUACAGUCUGUAAGC
This is a messenger RNA of Chrysochloris asiatica (Cape golden mole), 1236 nucleotides long. RefSeq names its product 3-hydroxyisobutyryl-CoA hydrolase (gene HIBCH). Bases 1 to 1137 code for a protein of 378 amino acids. The transcript is spliced from 14 exons. Gene Ontology annotation, molecular function: 3-hydroxyisobutyryl-CoA hydrolase activity. Gene Ontology annotation, cellular component: mitochondrion. Gene Ontology annotation, biological process: L-valine catabolic process. The record is from RefSeq and is a predicted model, not a curated record. Lineage: Eukaryota; Metazoa; Chordata; Mammalia; Afrosoricida; Chrysochloridae.